GAGCCAACUGACCACCCUGUUCUUUUACCUGCUGCCGGGACCAUGGGGGCUGGGGCCAGCGCAGAGGAGAAGCACUCAAGGGAGCUGGAAAAGAAGCUGAAAGAAGAUGCUGAGAAGGAUGCUCGAACCGUGAAACUGCUGCUUCUGGGUGCAGGUGAGUCCGGGAAGAGCACUAUUGUCAAGCAGAUGAAGAUCAUCCACCAGGAUGGGUACUCUCUGGAAGAGUGCCUCGAGUUCAUUGCCAUCAUCUACGGCAACACGCUGCAGUCCAUCCUGGCCAUCGUGCGUGCCAUGACCACGCUCAACAUCCAGUACGGAGACUCUGCGCGCCAGGACGAUGCCCGGAAGCUGAUGCACAUGGCAGACACCAUCGAGGAGGGCACGAUGCCCAAGGAGAUGUCAGACAUCAUCCAGCGGCUGUGGAAGGACUCGGGUAUCCAGGCCUGUUUCGAACGCGCCUCGGAGUACCAGCUCAACGACUCCGCCGGCUACUACCUCUCGGACCUGGAGCGCCUGGUAACCCCGGGCUAUGUGCCCACUGAGCAGGACGUGCUGCGCUCGCGUGUCAAGACCACGGGCAUCAUUGAGACGCAGUUCUCCUUCAAAGACCUCAACUUCCGGAUGUUCGAUGUGGGCGGGCAGCGCUCGGAGCGCAAGAAGUGGAUCCACUGCUUCGAGGGUGUGACCUGCAUCAUCUUCAUCGCGGCGCUGAGCGCCUACGACAUGGUGCUAGUGGAGGAUGACGAAGUGAACCGCAUGCACGAGAGCCUGCACCUGUUCAACAGCAUCUGCAACCACCGCUACUUCGCCACCACGUCCAUCGUGCUCUUCCUCAACAAGAAGGACGUUUUCUCCGAGAAGAUAAAAAAGGCGCACCUCAGCAUCUGCUUCCCGGACUACAACGGGCCCAACACCUAUGAGGACGCGGGCAACUACAUCAAGGUGCAGUUCCUUGAGCUCAACAUGCGACGCGACGUGAAGGAGAUCUAUUCCCACAUGACGUGCGCCACCGACACGCAGAACGUCAAGUUUGUCUUCGACGCUGUCACCGACAUCAUCAUCAAAGAGAACCUCAAAGAUUGCGGCCUCUUCUGA
Diceros bicornis minor is the source of this 1095-nucleotide messenger RNA. RefSeq names its product G protein subunit alpha transducin 1 (gene GNAT1). The transcript is spliced from 8 exons. Gene Ontology annotation, biological process: adenylate cyclase-modulating G protein-coupled receptor signaling pathway. NCBI's taxonomy places the organism in Eukaryota, Metazoa, Chordata, Mammalia, Perissodactyla, Rhinocerotidae. The coding region runs from base 43 to 1095 and encodes 350 amino acids. The record is from RefSeq and is a predicted model, not a curated record. Gene Ontology annotation, molecular function: G-protein beta/gamma-subunit complex binding; GTP binding; GTPase activity. Gene Ontology annotation, cellular component: heterotrimeric G-protein complex.